Falco peregrinus (peregrine falcon) is the source of this 6917-nucleotide messenger RNA. It is a transcript of the gene HPS5, whose product is annotated as HPS5 biogenesis of lysosomal organelles complex 2 subunit 2. Gene Ontology annotation, cellular component: cytoplasm. Gene Ontology annotation, biological process: developmental pigmentation. Lineage: Eukaryota; Metazoa; Chordata; Aves; Falconiformes; Falconidae. Gene Ontology annotation, molecular function: protein binding. The transcript is spliced from 23 exons. Bases 442 to 3849 code for a protein of 1135 amino acids. The record is from RefSeq and is a predicted model, not a curated record.
GGAGGGGCCUCCCCUCAGCAACGGCCCGCUGGCGGGAGGGGGGCGCCGCGCGUCAGCGUCACGUGGCCGGGGCAGGCGGGCGGGUGCGCGUGACGCAGCUUCCUCCGGCACCGGCGCGUCCGGCGUGACGCUGCACGGAGGGGCCGCGCGCCCCGCCCCGCCCGCCCUCGCUCGCUCUCGCGGCGCGCCGGGGGCGGGGCCAGCGGCCUGAGGCGCCCGCACCGGGGCUGAGGCGGCGGCCGGUGGAGAGCGGCUCUUCUCGGCUGUUCGUCUGCCCGGGGUUCGGCGCCUUACCCGCCGGCCGGGGGCUGCGCUGUGCUCGUCCGGGAGGGUCUGGGCUCGGCUCUCGCCGCCGGGGGCAGGUCGGUGCCCGGCAGCGGUACAGCUAAAAGCUGAAGCCAUAAUGCACCCGUGAGCGAGUAGCGCCAGUAAUGUACAUCAAUGGCUUCUGUGCCAGUAAUUCCAGACUCUUACAACCAUGUGCUGGCAGAGUUUGAAUGUUUGGAUCCAUUGCUUUCUGCACUCAGGUUGGAUUCUUGUCGUCUGAAGUGCACGUGUAUAGCUGUGUCGAAGAGAUGGCUAGCUCUGGGCAGUUCGGGAGGAGGACUGAAUCUUAUACAGAAAGAUGGUUGGAAGCAAAGACUCUUUCUCACUCAUAAGGAAGGUGCCAUUUCCCGGGUUGCCUGUUGUUUGCAUGAUGAAGACUAUGUUGCUGUUGCCACCAGCCAAGGUCUUGUAGUAGUCUGGGAGCUGAAUCAGGAGCGUCGUGGGAAGCCAGAACGCAUUUAUGUUUCCUCUGAGCAUAAGGGCAGAAAAAUCACAGCUCUAUGUUGGGAUACAGCUGCCCUUCGUGUUUUUGUAGGAGAUCAUGUGGGAAAAGUAUCAGCCAUCAAGAUUAACACAUCGAAACAAGGGAAGGCUGCUGCUACUUUUGUGAUGUUUCCUGUUCAGAUUAUAACCACUGUAGAUUCUCGGGUUGUUCAGCUUGAUUAUUUGGAUGGAAGACUGCUCAUAUCUUCACUUACACGCACGUAUUUGUGUGACACAGAGAGAGAGAAGUUCUGGAAAAUUGGUAAUAAGGAGAGAGAUGGAGAAUUUGGAGCAUGUUUCUUCCCUGUUGGAAAAAACAGUGGGAAUCAGCAGCCAUUAAUAUAUUGUGCUCGUCCUGGCUCAAGGAUGUGGGAGGUGAACUUUGACGGGGAAGUGCAAAGCACACAUCAGUUCAAGCAUCUGCUCUCAUCACCGCCUCUCCCUGUUGUUUCUCUCAGGCAGGAUCCUCAUUAUACUAGUUCCAGCUGCGCUCCACAAUCUUUAUCUUUCCCCAAGCUACUGUAUUUGACUGAGCACUGUGUGAUGACCUGGACAGAAAGAGGCAUAUAUAUUUUUCUUCCACAAAGUGUUCAAGUCUUACUCUGGAGUGAAGUAAAAGAUAUUCAGGAUAUUGCAGUUUACAAAAGUGAGUUGUUCUGUCUCCAUACAAAUGGAAAAGUUGGACACCUCUCCCUUCUGCUGGUAGACCGCUGCAUAGACCGUCUGAUAAGAAGAGGGUUCUGGAGCCUUGCUGCCAGGGUCUGUUGCCUCUUCCAAAAUUCAAUUAUUUCUUGCAGAGCAAGAAAAAAUUUGUCUUUAGACAAGCUGGAGCACUUGAAGUCUCAGCUGGAUGCCUCAACUCAGCAAGAUCUCAUGACACAACUGGAAGAACUAAUUUCUAAGUUGGAACCUAUGGAUUCUGCAUGCAGCAGUAGAAGGAGUAGUAUUUCAUCUCAUGAAAGCUUCAGUGUCUUAGACUCUGGAAUAUAUCGUGUUAUCAGUCGAAGAGGCAGUCAGUCAGAUGAAGAUUCAUGUUCUCUCCACAGCCAAACUUUCUCAGAAGAUGAGAGACUUAAAGAAUUUCCUGCCCACCAGGAAGAUGAGCAAGUAGAACUUGACAACGUAUCUCAUGCAUCUGUGACGGUUGAGGCUGACCGGAAUGAGACAUUUCUCCCAUUCAGUAUUCCUUUGUCAUUUCGUUCCCCAUCUCCUCUCGUCUCUCUCCAAGCUGUCAAAGAAAGUGUUUCCAGCUUUGUACGCAAAACUACUGAAAAGAUUGGCACACUUCAUAUAAGUCCUGAUACUAGAGGGAGGCAAGAAGUAAAGGAUGAUGAGCAGCUGCAGGAGUUGACUGUUAACCUGGCAGCAUCUCCCCAGGAAGAAAAAGAGUUAGAACCACAGAGCUGCCAGCUUCCAGAGGAAGACUGUCUAGGAGAUCUCAAGGCUGCAACAGCAGAAGCUAUAGCCAAACUCCAGGAUCCCCUGGUUUUGUUAGAACCACCGUGUAUGAGGAGGGUUUUACGGGAAUGGCUAGUCCAUCUAGAAGAAAAGUUUGGCAGCAAAGAGCCUUCAGCUUCCCCUAUUAAGAAAAGCAAGACUGUGUGCGCUGAAGAACAGGGGGCAGUCCUGGAGGAAAACCUACAAUUGGAUCCAACUCAUGAAGACUCAGUAGACAAAGAACAUGGUAGUAUCGUGGAAGACUGCACUAAAAAGGAAAAUACUGAUGAAACCUGUGAAAGCAAAACCACAUGUGAAAAUAGUACUGACUUGAAGGGACCUUUGGACUGCGGCUUUCAAGUGUCUUCUCCAUGUGUCAUAGAAGUGGAUGUUCAGAAAGAUCUCGUUGAAUUGACAACACUGUGUUUUGAGCUGUGUGUCUUUACUUGUGGAAAUGGUGAUGCUGAGGAAAGCUCUGAUGGAAGUCUGCCACUAGCAGCUUCGUCGACCUUGGCUUGUAGGUUUAUGCGAAGCUACUUCUUUCUUUUGGAUUUAAAAAGACUAAAGCAGUGUAUUAUAACCAUGUAUGCAACCAGUCCUAAUGUGUGGGAAACGUACAUUGCAGGACUAAAAGAACUAACUUGUCACAGUCCAGUGGCUUUAGCAAUGGAAAGUGAAGAUAUGUUGAAAAUGCUGAAACAGCUGCAUGACCUGGGGCCUUGGGAUGAUAGCCCGCUGUUAUUGGUACAUGCUCAAAGGCUUUAUGAAAAAUUUGGGGAAACAGCCCUUCGGCCCUUGAUCAAGUUCCACCCCUCUAUUUUGCCUUCUGAUAUCAAACAGCUUUGCAGGAAUGAUCCAGCUCACUUUUUAGCAUAUUUAGAUAGUCUGGUGAAAUCAAAGCCAGAGGAUAAAAGGUCAUCUCUCCUUAGAUCUCUUCUGCAGCCUGAAUCUGUACGACUGGAUUGGUUGUGUUUGGCAGUUUCUCAUGAUGCACCACAAAGAGCAAAUACUGUGGAUGCAGAAGGAAAUCCCAGGCCACGAUCGCAUUUGUUUACUUGGGGCUACAGCCAGCUCAUUUUGCUUUUGAUUAAACUCCCAGCUGACUUUGUUACAAAAGAGAAGAUGGCUGACAUCUGUAAAUCACACGGAUUUUGGCCUGGGUAUCUUUUUCUCUGUCUGGAGCUGGAUAGAAGAGCAGAAGCCUUUACUAAUAUUGCUCAUUUGGAUGAUUUGAGCCUGUUGAAUGGAGAAGAUGGUUCCAUUCCAGAGACCAUAGAAGAAUGGAAGUUUCUUCUGCAUCUUGCACAAAAACACAGCACAGCUUUCCACCACCAUGACUCACAGAAUGGGAAUGCUGUCAGCAAUGGUAGUCUGAGCUGCCCAGAUUGCAUCACCGUGGAAAACGUAGCACUCUUACUGGCCAAGGCUAUUGGCCCAAAUCGUGCCUUGCCUCUCCUGCAGGAGUGUGGCUUGAUGCUAGAAUUGUCUGAGAGGUUUACUGGUGUCUGCGAGAUACUGAGAAUUGCUGAGAAAAGGCAAAGAGCGCUGAUUCAGUCCAUGUUGGAAAGGUGUGACCGGUUUUUGUGGUCUCAGCAAGCAUAGAAAACAACUUGGAAAACCUUGGGACCAUUUUUUACUAUAAUGUUUGUAUAUUAAAGUGCCUCUCAAACAUAACAGACUCUUAAAGAAAUGAACUGUCUAAAAGUUCAGUUAUAUUAAGCCAGUCUCUAUCUGGCAGGUAUCUGACCAGGAACUGUUGACAAUUCUUCCUUAUUCCUUUGGAGAUGAGUUUUGAACUGUAGAACUUAAAUCCAGACAAUCCAGUAUUUAUCGGGAUGUUAAGCUGAUAUGUAUCUGAAGUGAAAAUUCCUGAAUUUAUUUUCCAAGUCAAUAUGACUUAAGUGUUAAGGGUAUGAGCCCCCAGGUAUUAAAUUAUGGUAUUUAAGAUGUUUGUUGCACACAUAAGAAGCCAUUCCUCAGAAAUAUCUAAGCCUGUACUUGUUUAGUUUUCCUGUAAAUAACAUCAACUUUUUCAAAUUACUGUAGAAGUGCUUUGUACGAUACCUUUUAUUUUCUCUCUUAAAUUACAUCACCUGGUCUUGCACAUUUGAAAUGCAUUAAUCAAGCCAAGUCUUAAAAUGGGAGGGAAAUACUUUCAAGAGUGGAUUAAUGGUUAAGAAGGCUGACAAACAACAGAAAUUGUUACAUGAACUCACUGUUAAACUGUAACUGUGGUACUUCUAAAUUGCCAUGACUGUAGAUAUCAGUUGUAAUAUUUCAACAAACCUUCAGAACAGUGGGAUUCCUAUAAUCAUAGAACUGUUUAGUUGGGAAAAGACCUCUUAAGUUCAUUAAGUCCAACCAUAAACCUACCACUGCCAAGUCCACCACUAAACCAUAUCCCCAAGCGCCACGUCUGCGCAGCUUUUAAAUACCUCCAGGGAUGGUGACUCCACCACCUCCCCAGGCAGCCUGUGCCAGGGCUUGACCGCCCUUUCAGUGAGGAAAUUUUUUCCCAAUAUCCAACCUAAACCUGCCCUGGUGCCAGUUGAGGCCAUUUUCUCUCGUCCUGUCGCUCGUUACCUGGGAAGAGAGACCGACCCCCGCCUGUCCACAGCCUCCUGUCAGGGAGCCGUAGAGAGCGAUCGUCUGCCCCGAGCCUCCUUUUCUCCAGACUCAACACCCCCAGUUCCCUCAGCCGCUCCUCACAAGACCUGCCCUCCAGACCCCUCACCAGCUCUGUUGCCCGUCUCUGGACGCGCUCCAGCACCUCAGUGUCUGUCUUGCAGUGAGGGGCCCAAAACUGAACCCAGGAUUCGAGGUGCGGCCUCACCAGUGCUGAGCACAGGGGCACGGUCGCUGCCCUGGUCCUGCUGGCCACGCUGUUACUGUUACAAGCCAGGAUACUGUUGGCCACCAUGGUCCUGCUGGCCACGCUAUUACUGUUACAAGCCAGGAUACUGUUGGCCACCAUGGCCACCUGGGCACACUGCUGGCUCAUGUUCAGCCGGCCACCAGCCAGCACUCUGAAGUCCUUUCCCACCAGGCAGCUUCCCAGCCGCUCUGCCCCAAGCCUGUAGCGCUGUGUGGGGUUGUUGUGACCCAAGUUCAGGAUCCAGCACUUCUCCUGGCUGAACCUCAUACAAUUGGCCUCAGCCCAGCCUGCCCAGACCCCUCUGCAGAGCCUGCCUGCCUCCAGCAGAUCAACACAUCCCCCAACUUGGUGCUGCAAACAUACUGAGGGUGCACUCGAUCCCUUCAUCCACAUCAUUGAUAAAGAUACUAAGCAGGACCGGCCCCAGCACUGAGCCCUGGGGACGCCGCUUGUGCCUGGUGCCAGCGGGGUGUAACUCCAUUCCCCGCCGUGCCUUGGGCUGGGCCAGCCAGCUGCUUACCCAGCAAAACAAACACCCCUCCAAGCCAUAAGCAGUCAGUUUCUCCAGUAUGCUGUGGGAAACAGUUGUCUGCGAAACGCUUUACUAAAGUUCAGGUAAACUGGUAAUUCCACAAGGAAUUUUGACAUUGUGGAAGGGGAGGAGGGCUGCAUGUCUUAUUUUAAUAAUCUUUUUUUUUUUUUUAAUAGCUGAAGGUUUAGAGAGGUGUUUUUAGAUGGAUGCUGUCAAGGAAGAAGUCCCUUUAAAUAUCUGCUAGAAUAUGAAGAUUGAUAAAAUCACUUGGAUUUUAUCUCUCAUUACAGAACUAUGCUUCGUACCGGUGCUCUUCCUGCAUGUGAUGUUUUUGAACAAGUUUCUUUUUAGGCUUCUUAGUUUCAGCCCUCUUCACUGUCAGACACUCACAUUUUUAGUAGAAGGUCACAGCAUCUGGUCAGUAUUUGAUUUUCACAAAUAUUAUUUAAAGAAAAAAUUAACACAUGCAUUGAAACUAAAUUUUAUGAAAAUCUGUAAUUUUAUCAUUAAAUUACUUGAAAAUAUUUCUUUAUAUAGCAUCUUUUUAUGUAGUCUUUGCAGCUUUGUGCUGGAAAAUAAUGCUUUUUGGCAAAAUAGGACUUAAUACAGCUUUCAGACUUUUGAGGGGUGCAGUCUGACUCUACAUCUCAAUUGCAAGAAAGACUUUAUUGUGGAGCGUUGGUUACUUCGCUAGAGGAAAUGAAGUUACAGGGAGACAAUUAAUGGUAGGCUUUCAGCUGUUAAUAGUGUCACUUGUGAAACAGCUAAUAUAGUAGUACGUCUAAAAAAGAAAAUGUUAAAUCCUUUAGGGUUUAGACCUUGACAUCAGAAACACCCCAAGGCCUUACAGUAAAACUUGGAAUAGGAGCCAGGCUGCUGCAGCGUGUGAUGAGGUUACACGGAUGCCGUGGCGCUGGUGCCUGUUCUCUUGCCUGCCCAGUGAGCAUGCUGCUACCUCAGUGGCUGUUGCAUUUAACUAACUCCAUUUUGUACAGUGUGUCAGUGUAGUAUAGCUUCAGCUGAGUACUUGUGUUGCCCAUCUUAGAGGAAGUUGGCUGACUUUCCUGGGAUGUACCUGCCUUAUAUCUGUAUGUAACAGUUCCAUUUUAUACGCUCUGUGUGUUUUGUGUACACAACAGUGUGUGUCUUGCUUCAGUGGGACUUUUGUAUGCUUGGUUAACUUUGACUGAGGGCUGGGGCUUUUUUGGGUGGUUCUGUUUUGGUUUGGUUUUUUUUUUUUUUGCAAUAAAUCAUAACUUUCCA